CUGGCGCAGGAAGGUUCGCGCGGGUUAUUCUGGUAUUUCUGGGAGAAGGUUAUGGUUCUUUGUGAGCAAGACAGUAGUGAAUAAGUUAUAUUUAACGUUCAUUUUCUUUCAGUUUUAAUAUAAAUAAUAACCUGUCAAGAUGCACGUGAUUAAGAGAGAUGGACGCCAGGAACGAGUCAUGUUUGAUAAAAUUACUUCCCGUAUUCAGAAGCUCUGUUAUGGACUCAAUGCAGACUUUGUUGAUCCUACCCAGAUCACCAUGAAGGUAAUCCAGGGGCUGUACAGUGGGGUCACCACAGUGGAGCUGGAUACUCUGGCAGCGGAGACUUCAGCCACUCUGACAACCAAACACCCAGACUAUGCCAUCCUGGCAGCUAGGAUUGCUGUCUCCAACCUUCACAAGGAAACGAAGAAGGUUUUUAGUGAGGUGAUGGAGGAUCUGUAUAACUAUGUCAACCCUCUGAAUCAACGCCAUUCUCCCAUGAUUGCCAAGGAGACGUAUGACAUUGUCCUGGCGAACAAGGAUCGCCUUAACUCUGCCAUCAUUUUUGAUCGAGACUUCUCUUACAACUUCUUUGGGUUUAAGACACUGGAACGUUCCUACCUCUUAAAGAUUGAUGGCAAAGUGGCUGAGAGACCCCAGCACAUGUUGAUGAGGGUGUCUGUUGGGCUGCACAAGAAUGACAUUGAUGCUGCUAUUGAAACCUACAACCUCCUCUCUGAAAAGUGGUUCACCCAUGCAUCCCCCACUCUCUUCAAUGCUGGAACUAACAGGCCACAGCUCUCCAGCUGUUUUCUGUUGAGUAUGAAGGAUGACAGCAUCGAAGGGAUCUAUGACACGCUGAAGCAAUGUGCCUUGAUCUCCAAAUCUGCCGGGGGUAUAGGGGUGGCUGUCAGCUGCAUCCGAGCCACUGGAAGCUACAUUGCUGGGACAAAUGGAAACUCCAACGGUCUGGUUCCCAUGCUGAGGGUUUAUAACAAUACUGCUCGUUAUGUGGAUCAGGGAGGCAACAAGAGACCCGGUGCAUUUGCCAUAUACCUGGAGCCCUGGCAUUUUGACAUCUUUGAUUUCUUGGAUCUGAAGAAGAACACAGGAAAAGAUGAGCAGAGAGCCAGAGACCUCUUCUACGCUCUCUGGAUCCCUGAUCUCUUCAUGAAGAGAGUUGAGAACAAUGAGGACUGGUCCCUAAUGUGUCCCAGUGAUUGUCCAGGACUGGAUGAGUGCUGGGGAGAGGAGUUUGAGAAACUGUACACCAGGUAUGAGAAUGAGGGUCGUUUCCGCAAGAAGGUGAAGGCCCAGCAGGUGUGGUAUGCAAUCAUUGAGUCGCAAACAGAGACCGGCACGCCCUACAUGCUUUAUAAAGAUGCCUGCAACAGAAAGAGCAACCAGCAGAAUCUGGGAACCAUCAAGUCCAGCAACCUGUGCACUGAGGUUGUAGAAUACACCAGCCAGGAUGAAGUAGCUGUGUGUAACCUGGCUUCCAUAGCUCUCAACAUGUACGUCACAUCUGAGCGCACUUUCGACUUCAAAAAACUGGCCUCUGUCACAAAGGUCAUUGUGAGGAAUUUGAACAAAAUUAUCGAAAUCAACUUCUACCCUGUCCCUGAGGCUGAAAAGUCAAACAAGCGUCACCGGCCUAUUGGGAUUGGAGUGCAGGGUCUGGCUGACACCUUCAUUCUGAUGCGCUUCCCUUUCGAGAGUGCUGAGGCUCAGCUCCUCAACAUUCAUAUCUUUGAGACCAUUUACUACGCAGCGCUGGAGGCGAGCUGUGACCUAGCCAAAGAGCUUGGGCCCUAUGACACCUAUGAGGGCUCCCCAGUCAGCAAAGGGAUUCUACAGUAUGACAUGUGGGAGAAAACCCCUACUGACCUCUAUGACUGGAAAGCACUGAAGGAGAAGAUUGCAAAACAUGGUGUGCGCAACAGUCUUCUGCUGGCUCCCAUGCCCACAGCCUCCACAGCCCAGAUCCUGGGUAACAAUGAGUCUAUCGAGCCCUACACCAGCAACAUCUACACCCGCAGAGUCCUCUCUGGGGAGUUCCAGAUUGUAAAUCCGCACUUACUGAAGGACCUGACAGAACAAGGGCUUUGGAGUGAAGAGAUGAAAAAUCAAAUCAUUUCUCAGAACGGAUCCAUUCAGGCCAUCUCUGAAAUCCCAGAUGACAUCAAGGAGCUCUACAAGACGGUGUGGGAGAUCUCUCAGAAAACCAUCAUCAAGAUGGCGGCUGACCGCGGGGCAUAUAUUGAUCAGAGCCAGUCGUUGAACAUCCACAUUGCAGAGCCAAACUAUGGCAAGCUCACCAGUAUGCACUUCUAUGGUUGGAAACAGGGGUUAAAGACUGGCAUGUACUACCUGAGGACGAAGCCAGCUGCUAACCCAAUCCAGUUCACGUUAAACAAGGAGAAGCUAAAGGAGAGUGAGUCUGUGAUUGAUACCGUGGAGAUGAACAAGGCAGCUAUGGUGUGCUCCUUGGAGAACAGAGACGACUGCCUGAUGUGCGGUUCCUAAAUCUCCCUGUUAGCUUGUCCUUACCAGACUGCUCGGAUGUAAAUCGUUUUCAGUGACAUAAACCUUGGAUGUGGGAGAGGGGCACAAUCCUAGAACAUUUGCUGCACAUGCUCUAUAUCCACCAUCAACUGAAUUGUAACUAUUGCAUACCCAGUAAGGUAAUUUGGUGACAGUGACACGUUUUUGUUUUGCAAGAGUAAAUGCAGCUUUUGCUUGGUUAAGAUGGAUCUGUUGGUUUGCAGCGUCAGUCACAUGCUGGUAUAAUGGCUGUAUACUGAUAAAAGCUGUUUGAUUUGCAUGCAUCUUAAAACCGAUUACAAAAGAAUUGCAGACUUUGAAGCAGCCACAAACACAGUAAAUAUCUUUUGCAAAGAUGACCUGCUGUCUUUGCUUAAGAUGUGUAUAUAAACUUGCUUGCUUACUAUACAAUUUUACUUGAAGGGGUAGGCGUAUGGCUAGCCGCAUAAACCAGUUGACUCUUACAGUAUUGUCACAGUUAUAGUAUUUUCAAAAUUUCUGAGCAUAUUUUGGGGUGACUGAUAAAGUUUGUAUUUCUAUUGUACAUAUAUAUUUUUAAUCUUUUUCACAACAUUACCUAUAUUUCUUUAAAGUUACCUAGAUGUUUGAAGUUAUAAUGAAUUGGUUUGAUUGCAGGUAUUCUACACUGCUGAGCAAAAGCCAUUAGACAUGUUGCAUUUUUCUAAUCCUGAUGCAUUAUGAGCAUCAACAAUUUACUCAAAUCCUCCACUAGUGUUUU
Molecule: messenger RNA, 3266 nt
Organism: Polyodon spathula (Mississippi paddlefish)
Lineage: Eukaryota; Metazoa; Chordata; Actinopteri; Acipenseriformes; Polyodontidae
Gene: rrm1
Product: ribonucleotide reductase M1 polypeptide
Exons: 19
Coding region: 140-2509 (789 amino acids)
Biological process (GO): DNA replication; deoxyribonucleotide biosynthetic process
Cellular component (GO): ribonucleoside-diphosphate reductase complex
Molecular function (GO): ATP binding; ribonucleoside-diphosphate reductase activity, thioredoxin disulfide as acceptor
Source: RefSeq, a predicted model, not a curated record